AUGGCGCCGAAGAACGAAGCUGAUGGGCUCAGUGCCUUUGAGCGGCGUCGACUGGAGAACAUUGCUGCCAAUAAGGCGCUUCUGUCCGAGAUAUCCGUCACGGCCAAGAAAAUAAUCCCAGACAAGCCAGCAUCUAAACCAUCGGCUCCUCGAAAGAAAAUCAAGGCAGAGCCGGUUGUUAGAGAGCUUCGGCGGGGGACGCGCAUGAGCUCACGGCUUGCUGGUGUUGCUGCUGAUGAUGAAGUCUUGAAGCGGAAGUUGGAGGUCGAGGCCGAGCACCAGGCCGAACAAGUCAAAGCAAAAAGACUUCGAGUUGGCGACGACAUGAAUCUGGGCGACAUUGUUGUGGACGGCAAAAAAUACACAAGCAGCAUGGACGGCUUAAAGGGCAUCUUUCGAGGUGCACAGCCGGGGGUACGAACCUUCGAGUACGACGCAAAAGAGGCCACAGAUGGCGACCUAAAAGAAUUGCGGCAGCGAAUGAAUGGCUUGAAGCUCUAUGAGCAUUGGAUUCCCAAUGACAUUAAAAUCACGCCCCAAAGAGUAUAUGCGCUGGGCUUCCAUCCAACAGAAGACAAGCCGAUAGUGUUCGCGGGCGACAAAGAAGGCGCCAUGGGCGUGUUUGACGCUUCUCAGACAGCUCCCGAGGUGACCGACGAAGACGAAGACAUCCCCGAUCCUGUUAUUUCUGCCUUUAAAACACACGCAAGGACGAUUACAUCUUUUGCAUUCUCUCCCAUUGAUGCGAAUGCCGUAUUUUCAGCGUCAUAUGAUUCCUCAAUAAGAAAGCUAGAUCUGGAAAAGGGUGUCUCUGUCCAAGUCUUUGCACCAGAGAACGCAUACGAAGACUUACCCAUCUCGGCACUGGAGAUUCCUUCUGCAGAACCGAACGUGCUCUUUUUCUCAACUUUGGAUGGGUCAGUGGGCCGCUACGAUACCAGGACACCAGGCAGCCUCGAGCUGUGGACCCUGUCUGAACAGAAAAUUGGAGGAUUUUCUAUGCAUCCUCUGCAUCCCUAUCUACUAGUUACCGCCUCUCUUGAUAGAACUAUGAAGGUAUGGGACCUACGAAAAAUGAGUGGGAAAGGAGACUUGAAACACCCAACAUUGCUUGGAGAGCAUGAAUCGCGGCUAUCUGUCUCUCAUGCUUCAUGGAGUGCAGGCGGCCAUGUCGCGACAUCAUCAUAUGACGAUACAAUCAAGAUCUACGACUUUUCCGAGGCCUCAAAGUGGAAGCCGGGUCAGAGCAUCGAUACGAAAACCAUGGAGCCCGCACACACCAUCAGACAUAACAAUCAGACGGGCAGGUGGGUUACCAUCCUGAAGCCGCAGUGGCAGAAGAAUCCGAAAGACGGAAUCCAAAAAUUUACAAUUGGUAACAUGAACCGUUUCGUCGAUGUAUAUGCUUCAGACGGGAGCCAGUUGGCUCAGCUGGGAGGAGACGGUAUUUCUGCCGUUCCAGCUGUGGCUCACUUCCAUCCAACCAUGGACUGGGUGGCUGGCGGAACUGCAAGCGGAAAGCUAUGUCUGUGGCAGUAG
Molecule: messenger RNA, 1539 nt
Organism: Trichoderma virens Gv29-8
Lineage: Eukaryota; Fungi; Ascomycota; Sordariomycetes; Hypocreales; Hypocreaceae
Exons: 2
Coding region: 1-1539 (512 amino acids)
Biological process (GO): regulation of DNA damage checkpoint
Cellular component (GO): nucleus
Molecular function (GO): DNA binding; protein binding
Source: RefSeq, a predicted model, not a curated record